GGCGGCCGCUGCCAUGGAUCUAGCGGGGGCUCUGCAGCUCGGGGAGCUGGCGGCUGCUUUCGCCGCUCUGCCCGUUUUUCCGCUCUUCGAUGCGGCUUACUUCAUCGUCUCCGUGCUCUACCUCAAGUACGAGCCAGGUUAUCUUAUGAAUGAAAGAGCUGAACAGAUUGUUCAUGAAUUCUAGAGGGCACCUAGGUUGAAGCAAUGGAGAGAAUGGAGCCGUGGAGAUGUCUCGUAAGAGCCCUUUUGCCUCUUGGCUUUGUGCUAUGCUCCACUGCUUUGGAAGUUACAUACUUGCUGAUCUGUUACUUGGAGAAGCACCUAUUCAUUACUUCAGCAAUAACUCCAGUGUCAUCCUGGCCACAGCAAUCUGGUACUUGAUAUUCUUCUGUCCCAUGAACCUCUUCUACAAGUGUGUUAGCUUUCUGCCUGUGAAGCUCAUCUUUGUGGCGAUGAAGGAAGUGGUCAGAGUUCGCAAAAUUGCAGCCGGGGUCCACCAUGCUCAUCACCUGUACCACCACGGGUGGUUCAUUAUGAUGGCUACUGGAUGGGUCAAAGGUUCUGGUGUUGCCUUGAUGUCUAACUUUGAGCAACUGCUGCGUGGGGUCUGGAAGCCAGAAACAAAUGAAAUUCUUCAUAUGUCCUUCCCUACAAAAGCUAGUCUGUAUGGCACAGUCCUUUUCACUCUGCAACAAACUCACUGGCUCCCUGUCUCUGAAGCUAACCUCAUCUUCUUUUUCACCAUGUUCAUGAUAGUUUGCAAGGUUUUCAUGACAGCGACUCACUCUCACGCCUCACCUUUUGCUCCAGUGGAAGGCUUCAUCUGCCCAGUUUUCUUUGGCUCAGUUUCUAGCGGACACACUAGUCAUGAUCAGCAUGGGGCUUCCCACGAGGUUUCCCAUCCACCGCCUCCUCCUGUGAAGUCAAAAGAAGAGCUAAAUGAAGGCACAAGGAAACGGAAAGCAAAAAAAGCUGAAUAAAAAAAACAACCAAACAGUAAACAGGCCAAGAAAAAUCUUCCAGAGCUGUGUCUCAAAGCCACCUGUGGCAUCCUUUAUCCUCCAGUCGUCUUAGACUUCAGAGAGGUGGAAGCCAGGACACUGCCAGGCAGGUCCCUGAAUUUCAUUUGAGUUCUCUGUGUUGCUGCUUGCUUCUUCGUCUGUCUCUAUUCUGAUCAUAUUUUCAGGGAUUUGUAGAUUUGUGCCAGGAUGAUAAGUGGGUGCCAGUUCCCAAAUUGUCAGCAAUUAUGAUGCAGCAUUUUCAAUUGAUGUGAAAUCUUUCCCUGUGUUUAUUUAUGAAUGGCGGUAAUGGUUUGUGUUCCUGCCACUCUUCAGUUGCUGCGAGUUUUCAUUGACCUCUGUGAUGUCUACCAAAACAACAAACUGUUUAGACACAAUCAAUGUGGAAAUUGGAUUUCAUGCUCAAGGAAAUUAAAUGGUCUCUCAUGAGCCUGAUCUAAUUUUUCCUAGCUCCCACAUCUGCCAUAUCUCCAAUUAAUGUGACAUUUUAUAUGCAAUAAGGGCAUCGAGUCUGGUGUCCUGGCCAAAUUCUAUGCUGUGAAACUACUUUGUUUUUUUUUUUUCCUCAUCCAAGCUCCCUCUGAUUCUCAAUGGAUAUAACAUUGUCACUUUCUUAACUAAGUCUUUACAAGACCUUUGAAGCUGUAAAAUGCUCUUAAGUGCUAUGUAUUGGUACUGUUACUAUCCUCAACUGUUGUGUAGCCUUGCACUGUUAACAAUUGUGUGUCCCACCUCCAACCUGACUGUAUUUACCCGGGGAAGAAGCAUGGUUCUGGUUUGUUUGUAAUGCUGUGGGAUAUAAGAAGGGUGUGUGAGUGUAAAUACGUAUUUAUUACUAUUUAUUUAUAAUUGUCGGGGUACCUAAUGAAUGGACCUGAAACCACCUUUUUUAAACCAUUGCGUCUUUAUACAGGAGAAUUGGAUACUUCGAAGUACGGUCCCAAGCUGUGCUUGAAGCAGUGAUUUUGGUGUGCUAGGGGACAGCCCGAACACUUACCGUAUGCAGGAAGGAACACUUCCUAUAGUCUUAAAGUAAGAUAUAAGGGCUGAAGGAGUGGAUUUCACACCAGCUGAUUAAAACUACAUCAGCUGAAGAAAUUGAUUAUUCUUUUUAGGUCCCUUUUGGCCUGGUCUGUGAAAACAACUCAUGCCCAAUGAGUGAAGAAGGACAUGAAAUGCCUUGCAUGGCUCAGGGAGGAGUCUGUCAGUUUGUUCAUGUUCUGCUUAGCGAAUACUGGCUUUUAGGCUAGUUUUAAGCUGUUCUUGUAACUGAUUUUGUCUUCAGAAGUGUCAUCGUAAGCAUUGUGCCCUAAAGACUGUAACUCAUUCUGAGGUUGUUUUUUUGUUUGUUUCUGUUUUGUUUUUUAUCACCAAUGGCUGGGAUCACUGCAAUGGAAAAGGCAUGCUUGGGGGUUUAGAAUUGGGCUUUUAGUUAAGCAGUGUGUCGCCACGCCCAGCAGUAAGGAUUGCUGCUGUCAUCUUGCAACUGAGAAUAUAAAUUAGAGGAUGUAAGAAAAGUCUUUUUUUUUUUUUUGUUCCUGUUUCCUAAAUUGAAACUCUGACAGCUAAUUUUAAAAAAAAAAAGGACAAAGAAAAUUAACAAAAAAAAGAUUCUUGUAUACAACCAGAUGAAAGCCAGUGAAAGAGGUCAAAUUAUUUGUGGGCUUGGGUUCAGAAAGUGCCUUAACUUGUGGGUUUCCCUCCAGUAGAAAACAGCUUCUACCUGACAACCGUUCCAUUUUGCAGAUAUUGGUCUACUGAAACCUGAUGUAUCACUAGCAUGCACAAGACUAUAAAUAAUGUUUUAUGAGGUGUUGGAUUCAAGGGGAAUUUUGCUUUAUAAAAGCCCUUAACAAAAUAAAAAUUAUGAAGUGACUCGGUCCAAUGGCA
Oxyura jamaicensis (ruddy duck) is the source of this 2909-nucleotide messenger RNA. RefSeq names its product transmembrane protein 38A (gene TMEM38A). Gene Ontology annotation, biological process: potassium ion transmembrane transport. The transcript has 7 exons. Gene Ontology annotation, cellular component: membrane. Lineage: Eukaryota; Metazoa; Chordata; Aves; Anseriformes; Anatidae. Gene Ontology annotation, molecular function: identical protein binding; potassium channel activity. The record is from RefSeq and is a predicted model, not a curated record. The coding region runs from base 228 to 980 and encodes 250 amino acids.